AUGUUGAUCCCAAUUCUCGACGUCUGCAGAAAGAGGAAGCGGACCCCCAAGUGCUUCGACUUCCACAGCUUCGGCGAUCCAGGCUCCCGGAUCGCAUUCACCGCUCCCUUCCGUGAUAACAUCAGAAUCUUCAUAAACGAGUGUGCAGAGCUUGAAGAUUACGAAAUUGAAGGAAUGCCCAUAUGGUGCACUCUAUUGACCACCACAAGCAAUGUCGUCCUCCCGCUGUACACCGUCGAAGAGAGCGUCCAUUCUUCCCAGAACCCUUUCUGCGAUCAAUGCAGAUGCACUGGAUGGGGCAACAACUUGGUUUCCAAGAGAAAGUAUCAUAUCAUAAUCCCAGUCCGCAGCAGCUGGAACAGGCAGCUAGAAGAAGGAUCGCUCGAUCUCGAAUCCCAUCUCCUACACGGACUGAUUCACUGCAACGGAUUCGGGCACCUGCUUUGCAUCAACGGGAUCGAAGGCGGCGGCGGUUCCAAGCUCCUCUCCGGCAGGGAAAUCAUGGACCUCUGGGAUCGGAUCUGCGGAUCCCUCCGAGCUCGUUCUGUCUCCGUGGAGGACGUCUCCAAGAAGCGAUCAAUGGAUCUCCGGCUUCUCUACGGCGUCGCCUACGGCCACUCCUGGUUCGGGAGAUGGGGUUACAGGUUCAGCCGAGGAAGUUUCGGAGUAACGGAGCAGAGCUACAACAGAGCUCUGGAAGCCCUCGCUUCUCUCCCGCUCGAUCCAAUUCUCGCGGAUUUCGAUUCCAAGGGCCAAGGAGAGGAAUUGAGGCGUAUGGUUCGACAUUACAGGGAUCUCUGCCGGACCCGAUUGACGAAUCUGGGAGAGCUGCUCCGAUUCAUGCUCGAUUUGAAGUCCUGCCGAUGCGGAAGCAAGAAAGAAGCAAUCCCUAACGGCGUUAACUCAACUCCGUCGUCGAGGGUUCUGGUCAGGAAUCCAUCGCCGUUGACGAGGAAGGCACAGAAUCGAUGCAGGAAGUUCAGCUCCGUAAUCGCGACGCUGGACAGCAGAUGGUCGGCGAAGAGGAUGGAAUUCGCGGCGGGAGUCAUCGUGGAAGCUCUGAAGGUAGGGAAGAGCUUGAACGGCGAAGGGAUGAGCCGGCAGCAGGUGAGGGACGCAGCUCGGAUGCACGUCGGAGAUACGGGGCUGCUCGAUUACGUUCUCAAAUCGAUGAACAACGUCGCCAUCGGGAAUUCCGUCAUCCGGCGAGCUGUCAAUCCCAGAACCAGGACUCUGGAGUACUCCAUUGCCGACCUCGGCCAAGAAGGAUCCAGUUCCGCAGCCGAGAGGAAAUUCCAAGAACAAAGUGGACUUCUCGUCCCAGGAAUCGAUUUGUACGGCGACAUCAGCUAUCUGUACAAGAAUGUGCUGCUUAACUACCCAGAUUCGGAGCUAGUGGACACUGCAACAUUGACUGUUCUAGACUCCAAGCAUUUCGUCAAGGACUGGCCGUUGAAUGACAGAUGCGACCAGCUGCUCAGAUUACUGUGUCGGGUUGACGCCAUAGAUGCCGGGGAGCAGCGAAAGCCGGAUAUCAGCGAGAUAGUAGUACUUCCACCUGAUGCAACCAUGGUGGAGCUCAAACAGGCAGUAGAGGAAGCCCUGAGGGACAGCUACGCCAUGCUGGAGAAUGUGGAGGUGAUAGAGGUUAAGUACAUGGAGGAUGUGGACGAUGAUCAGGCGUUGGCCGGAGAAAUGGAGUCCGGUUCAGAGAUUGUGGUGAGGGUGGCCGUCGCAGGAGGGAGGGAGAUGAAGGUGAUUAGCAGGUGUAGUAGUAGUAGCGGUGAUGGCGAGUAUGAAGGAGGGGCUGAAAACUGGAGAGUGAAGUGCGAGUGCGGAGCUCGAGAUGACGACGGGGAGAGGAUGGUGGCAUGCGAUGUCUGUGAGGUCUGGCAGCAUACGCGAUGUGUCGGGAUCGAUGACUCGGAGAAGGCACCGCCGUUAUUCGUGUGCAGUGGAUGCUGCGUUGCUCUUGGUGGUGAGGACGGUGGUGGUAGAAUGGAGAUGAUCGACUUUGGGACAAGCGUUGAUGAUAUGCUGAUGAUGGGUGGUGGUGGUGGAUUUGAGUGUGGGGGUUAUCUCCUGUGUUGA
Molecule: messenger RNA, 2091 nt
Organism: Linum tenue
Lineage: Eukaryota; Viridiplantae; Streptophyta; Magnoliopsida; Malpighiales; Linaceae
Source: the annotation of a GenBank genome assembly